Molecule: messenger RNA, 2384 nt
Organism: Protopterus annectens (West African lungfish)
Lineage: Eukaryota; Metazoa; Chordata; Ceratodontiformes; Protopteridae
Gene: FAM169A
Product: family with sequence similarity 169 member A
Exons: 9
Coding region: 68-1672 (534 amino acids)
Molecular function (GO): acyltransferase activity, transferring groups other than amino-acyl groups
Source: RefSeq, a predicted model, not a curated record
GGUGAAAUCACUUGGGGAGAGAAUAGUCCUCUAUGUUCUGAACAGGAUAAUCUACAGGAAACAAGAAAUGAGUAAAUCUGAGUCACCAUUCCUCUGUCACAGCUCUAAAGAGUUUGCAAAGAUUUUGUGGGAGGAUGGACAAGCCAUUGGAUUUUUUUCUGCAAAAACAAAAGGUAGCAAGUGUGAGAGCUUUCUUACACAGCGCUAUGAACUGCCUAUACUAGACAAUAUAUUUGUCAGGAAGAGUUAUCGUGGGAGAGGUUAUGGAUUACAGCUGCUAGAGGAUUUUGUAGACUCUUUUACUGAUGAUGCACUUGGUUUACGGUACCCUUUACCACUGACAAUGUACAAAGUUUGCAAACAGUACCUAGAGAAAUAUCCCUCUGACCAUGAUCUGUUGUGGGAAGUUGAAGGAGUGGGUCAUUUGUUGCAGAGAAUAAACAUUGCCAGAAAGCUACAAACCCAAGCAGUGGCAAUUAAAGUGUCUGAGAAGAAACAGCACAUUGAAAUAGAAGAUGAAGAACCUUUGCCAAAUUCUUCAGGAGUCAUUAGUGAAAGACGGGAGCAGAAUUCAGAAAUAGAAGGCAUGAACAAUGUGUCAGACGUAAAUGUUAUGCUAGAAGAAAAUGAAGGAAACCUAGGACUUACACAUAUUUUGUCAGAUGUUCCAGAAGAUUUUGAUACUACACCUAUAUCAGCUCGUACACGACAUAGCAAUCUCAGGCGACCAAAGCUUAUAAGAACCACAGAACUACAUUGUUCAGCUCUAAACACUGAAGCUGAGAUCAUACCAGAAACCCAUUUGGAAACAGUAAUCAGAUCAGAAACUGAUAUUACUGAAGAGGCGACUAUAUCCGUGAAAGAUCAAAAGGAGGAUAAAACCCAGGAAGCUGCUGUCGACCAAAUAGCAGAAGAAUCAACAGAUGAGGAGAUGUCACAGAAUAAAGUGUUACACACAACAGAUGUGCACAACUCCAGCUGGAAAGAGGAAACUGUAGUGCAUGAAUUACAUAAAACAACAAUCAAUGGCAGUGUAACAGAAGAAACAUUGAUACAAGAGCACACAAGAUGCAACCCUUUCAAUAAUGUGCCACCUCCUCAGUCUGAUGAACUUGAUAUGGAGGCAGUUGCUGAACCAGUGGUAACCGAACCAGAGGCCAGUCCUUUACAAGAGGACUUGAAUUCAGCAGGUGACACACAUAUAAUCAUCUCCAAUCACAAACAAGAGAAGACUGAAGUAGUGGAUAGCAGAGAAACCAUUGAUGACCAGCCCCUACUUCCAAAUGAGAGUGAAUCUGAUUUGGCAUGCAGUGAGUCAGCUGGAGAAGAACUAUCUAGUAAUGACAUUACUUCAGCCAAAUGUUUGGAGGCAAGUAGUGCUUCCAGUUUCAUGGCAUCAAACACAUCUGCUUCAGAGGAAGACCUUAGCUUUCAGGAAGUAUCAGAAGCUGUGAGUGACCAGAACAAAGGGGAUUUGGAGGAAGAUGGAGUCCAUGAAGUUUCCUUGCAGAAGCUGGAAGAGCAGAUGCACUCUACACCCAAUGCAACAAAAAAGGUCAUUAAACGUAGUUCAAAGAAAGUUUAUUUGGAUGUACCAAUGAGAAGGGAAUCAUUAUGGAGGGAAGCUAAAGCAGGGAAAUCUCCCCCCUUAAAAAAGAGAAGGGUGCUUUAGAAGCAGAACAGCAAAUAUGGCAGCAAGGACUGCUAACCAUCAGUAGUCAUUAUUUUGUAUUGGUGUAGAAUUUGAGACAAAAUGUUAGAUAAGGAUUACUUUGGUAGUGAAGGGUUUCAUACUUCUCUUUUUUGGGGGUGGUGGCUGAUGUAUCGUAAGUGUGCGUGUGUGCGUGUAUGCGUGUGCGUGUGUUUGCGUGUGCGCGUGUGUGCAUGUGUGUGUGCACGUGUGUGCGUGUGUGUGUGUUUGUGUGUGCGUGUGUGUGUGUGUGUGUGGUUUAAGAUGCCUUUUCAAAAUGAUUUUAGUUAGAUUCUUAGAUUUACUGAAACCAUAAGGCCACUGUGAAUGCUGAAAACAAAAUCUACAUUUUGUAAUGUGCAGCAUUCAGCUACGUUAUUGGGUAAUUUGUAGAAACUUGGGGCUGUCUUCUACCUUAUCCUUUGUUCAUCUAAGUGAACAGAUAACUUUGUAUCUAUUCAUAUGGUUUGGAAGCUCAGUUUAUAACUGUAGACCACAAAUAUGAUUAAGAUUUAUAUAUGUUUUAAAUACUAAACCUAGGAUUAUUUACUUUGAAGAAUUGUGUUUGAGUUGCCUUAAGUAUAUUCUUGUAUAUAUCGAUGGCUUGGUAAAUUGCUAUAGUAAUCGUGCCAUUUAACAGAACUGAGAUGAUGAUAAUAAUGAUGAUUUUCACAAAAUUAAAAAAAAAAGUCUA